Messenger RNA from Rhododendron vialii, 1342 nucleotides. RefSeq lists its product as uncharacterized. The transcript has 2 exons. The coding region runs from base 86 to 1342 and encodes 418 amino acids. NCBI's taxonomy places the organism in Eukaryota, Viridiplantae, Streptophyta, Magnoliopsida, Ericales, Ericaceae. The record is from RefSeq and is a predicted model, not a curated record. Gene Ontology annotation, molecular function: nucleic acid binding; zinc ion binding.
CCCAUAGGCUUGUGAGUGCAUCUUCUAUUUGUGUAAUCUCGCAUUUAGCUUAUUGAUUGUAGUAUUAUGUUUUCAAGGUUAGGGAAUGGUUCGUCCACGUCGUAAUACUAGGUCGACAAAUGAGGGCCCUACAGUUGGUGGCCGAGGUCGGGCCACUCCUACAGUUCGCGGCCGUGGUCAGGCCACUCCUUUAGCACGUGGUCGUGGCCGCGCCAACCCAAUAGGUCGUGGCCGAGGUAGUGCUGAGGCUGAAAUUUUUGAUGAUGCAGCUGAAACAGAAAAUGAUGCUAAUCUUGCCGACCCCGCUGCGGAUCCAACUGAUCCAAUUACAGAAAUUAUUGCAAAUUCUGGUACACCCACAGGUUCUAUUGACCCGAUAACUGCUGUUCAGGCCUUUCAGACUUUUAUGGGAUUAUUUGCAGGGCAUCAGGCCCAAGUGGCACCAGCAACUGCAUCAAGUUCUCUGACAUUGGACAAAGGCAAUACUUUUGAUAGAUUUCUGAAGACUAAUCCACCGUAUUUUAUGGGGACUGAUAAGCCAUCGGAUGCUGAGGCCUGGCUAUUGCAAAUGGAAAAGAUCUUUGAUGUGUUAGGUUGUUCUGAGGCUCAAAAGGUGUCUUUUGCUGCAUAUAAGCUGCAGGGGGGAGCUGAGCAUUGGUGGCGGUCAGCAAAGCAGCAUUACAAAGAUAAGCAAAAUGAAUUAGUAUGGAGCAAUUUCAAAAAGGAUUUUGAGGAGAAGUACAUCCCACCAGCAGUUAAAGACCAAAUGCGAACUGAGUUUUUAGCUUUAAGGCAGGGAAAUAUGUCAGUGGCGGAGUAUCAGCAGAAGUUUGAUGAAUUGUCAAGGUAUGCAGGAGUUUUGGUGGAAAAAGAAACAGAUAAGGUGUGGCAUUUUCAAAGGGGCCUUCGGUUCGAUAUUCAUGGGAGAGUUUCUUUACUUGACGUUAAUACACUACCUAAACUUGUGACUAAAGCAUUGACAGCAGAGAAUGAUUUGAAAGAGGAGAAGAUGAGUGAGGAGCGUCAGUUUAAGAGAUCUAGAGAAUGGUGGCAAUUAGGACAGAGCAGUGAGGGUAGUAACUCUAACAAGAGGACUUGUACGCCUACGCAGUCAAAGGGUGAUAGGAGUGAGCGGAUUGAGUGGUUAUGCAAUCGUUGUGGGAAAUCUCAUUAUGGUUAUAGUUGUGAUGGCUCGCCUAAGUUAUGUUACAAUUGUGGACAACCUGGACAUGUAGCUGCUCAUUGUAAGGGAAAAGAAGAUGGAGGAAAUGAUAUUGAUGCGUCUAAGGGGCAAGGUGCAAUUGGUUUUAUCGUAUUACUAGAAAUAUCAUGGUUUAAUUAA